AUGGCGAACGAAAUCGGAUUCUUCGAGCUCAAUACCGGAGCAAAGAUCCCAUCGGUCGGUCUCGGGACAUGGCAGGCUGCUUCUGGCGUCGUCGGAGACGCCGUCGCCGCCGCUGUGAAGAUUGGCUAUCAGCAUAUUGAUUGUGCUUCAAGAUAUGGCAAUGAAAUGGAGAUUGGGAAAGUUCUGAAGAAGUUGUUUGAAGAUGGCGUAGUGAAGCGUGAGAAUCUGUUCAUCACCUCAAAAAUCUGGCUGACUGAUCUUGACCCACCGGAUGUACAAGACGCAAUGAACAGAACUCUACAGGAUCUGCAGCUUGAUUACGUCGAUCUGUAUCUCAUGCACAGGCCUGUGCGGUUGAAGAAAGGCACUGUCGAGUUCAAGCCAGAGAACAUUAUGCCUAUCGAUAUUCCCAGCACAUGGAAAGCGAUGGAAGCACUGUAUGAUUCAGGGAAAGCACGAGCCAUUGGCGUAAGCAAUUUCUCUACAAAGAAACUCUCGGAUCUCGUGGAGGUUGCUCGGGUUCCUCCAGCUGUAAACCAGGUUGAAUGUCAUCCUUCGUGGCAACAACAUAAGCUACAUGAGUUCUGCAAGUCCAAAGGAAUCCACUUGUCUGGAUAUUCGCCAUUGGGUUCUCCAGGGACAACGUGGGUGAAGGCAGAUGUUCUAAAGAGCCCAGUUCUGGAAACGGUUGCUAAAGAAGUCGGGAAGUCUCCUGCACAAACCGCGCUUCGAUGGGGUCUUCAAAUGGGUCAUAGUGUGCUUCCCAAAAGCACAAAUGAAGGGAGAAUCAGAGAGAACUUCGAGGCUAGGUUGGUCCAAGGUACAUCAUUCGUUCAUGAGACGUUGAGUCCGUAUAAGACACUUGAAGAACUUUGGGAUGGUGAGAUAUGA
This is a messenger RNA of Thlaspi arvense, 891 nucleotides long. The record is from the annotation of a GenBank genome assembly. Lineage: Eukaryota; Viridiplantae; Streptophyta; Magnoliopsida; Brassicales; Brassicaceae.